AACGAAGACAGAAUAUUGGAAUGACGUCAAAAGCUGCAGCUUCAAGGAGGUUUAAACAAGAGUACUAGUUCGUUCUUCAUACCUUGCACUCGCGAUAAAAAGUAACGCUGAUAGUUCGUAUCCUAUGACAGUUGCUUAUAAACCGUUGCAUGGAGUGAAUUGGUGUUUUCCUCUUAAUAAUAUGCGAGCACAUUAUUAAAUAAUUUGUAAUAGCAAAUGAAAAGAGACCUUUCUUCAUCUAUGUAUUAGCGUCAAAACGGAUGUAAACGCUUUUCCAUCGCGUUAGGAAAUCGCGUUUUCCAUAAAACUAUUUAAGUAACCUAAGUGUUGGGUGUCACAAUUCAAAAGAAGAUGGUGCUUUCGGGAUGUUAUGGAUUCGCCAAAUAUACGCUACUCUGCAUAAAUCUCAUGUAUUCGGUUGUAGGUCUGACAAUAGAAGGUCUUGGAAUAUGCAUACUAACAAGUCAAACAUUUCUGAUGUCUCUGGCACAAGAGCAGCAUAAUUUCAACUAUGGUCUCUACAUCAUGAUCUUUACCGGGUUCCUAAUGCUCGUAGUCGCUUGUCUCGGUAGCUACGGCGCUUUCCGUGAAUCCCAAUGCAUGUUAGUCACUUUCUUUAGCUGCCUGCUAGUGGUUAUCGUUGCACAAAUCGCAGCUGGAGCCUGGUUAUACAGCAACAGUAACCGCCUCGAGGAACUUGUCAAGUCUUCCGUGAUAAAUACCGUUAAGAAUAAAUAUGGCGUAGACAAUUCUUACACAGAGACCGUAAAUGCUUUUCAAUCGGAUUUGGGAUGUUGUGGAGCUAUUGGUCCAGCAGACUGGAUAGGUAGCAAAUAUGCGACCAAAGAUCCCUCGAUUCCUGUUAGUUUAACCGUUUCCGGGGAUGCAAAUAAUGUAUACAAAGUACCCGAAUCUUGCUGCAAAGACAAAGACAGUGACGCUUGCAAAAUAGCCCGGAAUAUUAAAGUGGCCAGUGUAGUUAGUCCAGCAAUUUACAGCGAGGGUUGCAUAGACAAGCUGAUGGAUGCAUUGAUCAGUCAGAAGAACAUUUUAAUCGGCGUCUUCGCUGCUAUAGGCAUUUUGGAGCUACUUGGACUGAUACUUUCCUUGGUUUUGAGCUGCCCACUUGGUUCUUGCGACAGUUACAAAGCUUGAAUGCAAUAAAUCUGUAGGCAUCGAUGUAUAAUUCUUCCUUAUUCUACGUACUGUCGUGUCACAAUUUUUUAACUGAUAUCGCGAUAUUUGAUCUUUGUGCCAAUCCGUAGGUUUCUUAUAUCUGUUCGUAGAAUCUGAUCAAAAUUCUCGAAAGAAAGAAGAUUCUCGAGCCGAGAUUUCAAGAAAACGAGAAUUCUGUUUUAAUAUCCAAAUUGAAUCUCUUGCAUUGUUUUGACGUAAUUAUUUAUAUGCUCCUCGUGAGAUUUUUAAACGUUGUAUUACUAUUAUUA
Molecule: messenger RNA, 1445 nt
Organism: Eufriesea mexicana
Lineage: Eukaryota; Metazoa; Arthropoda; Insecta; Hymenoptera; Apidae
Product: CD82 antigen
Exons: 4
Coding region: 352-1155 (267 amino acids)
Cellular component (GO): plasma membrane
Source: RefSeq, a predicted model, not a curated record